AAUUGACAUCCAUUUGCCGGAGUACAUCAGUACAAGCUCGGCGUUGCUCCGAAGCGCUCCGACAUCUUUCACCGCGAUCGCAUUUUUAAUAUAAUUUUGAAAAAAAAUCUAGUGCAAACAGUUUAUUAUCGCGACAAUAGAAAAGCAAUAAUAAAAAUAAUCUGAAAAAGUUGUGAAUAUUUAUAUAAAGGAGCAAUAUUUCCUGAAAUGCAGCGGCGCAAAUACGAGAUAAAAUUUUUUAAGAAUAGAUAACAUAUCACAUCAUUGUUUCUUUUUACAAAAUCAAUUAUUUGCAGAAUUUUUGAAGAUAAAUAUAUGACAGGAAAGAAAGGAGAGGAAGUUUUGCGUGUUACAAAAAUAAUAUGAGAGAUAUAUAAUUAAAGCAAAUAAUUCGGCGCUAGAUUACAUUUUAGUCGUAUUCAUAAAUAUUAAUGACACAUAGUGUCUCGUAAUUAAAUUAACUGACUAAAAUAAAUACAAAUCUCUGCAUCAAAAUGAAAGAACUAGGAGAGAAUAUAAUAGAGUGGGAAAGCUCGGAGUCGGACUUCUCAGAUACUGAGGACUCAAAUGAGUUAGGAGCCAGAGUUAGCCCCGAAAGCAACGCGAUGGACACUAUAGAUAGUGUCAACAAGCGACAGGCCACUCGUGUCUUCAAGAAAUCCAGCCUCAAUGGCAAGAUCACGGUCUAUCUCGGCAAGAGAGACUUUGUCGAUCACAUCACGCACGUCGAUCCGAUCGACGGAGUCGUCCUGAUCGAUCCCGACUACAUAAAAGAGCGAAAGGUGUUCGGUCACGUUCUCGCGGCGUUCAAGUACGGCAGGGAGGAUCUCGAUGUCCUCGGGCUGACCUUUCGCAAGGAUCUCUAUCUCGCGGCGGAACAGAUCUAUCCUGUGGUGCAGGGAUCUCAGCCCCCCAGGGAGCUGACACGAUUGCAGGAGAGACUGAUCAAGAAGUUGGGCAGCAAUGCGUAUCCCUUUUAUUUCGAGUUACCGCCUCACUGUCCAGCCUCGGUCACCCUACAACCGGCCCCAGGCGACACCGGCAAACCCUGCGGCGUCGACUAUGAGUUGAAAGCAUUCGUAGGUGAAACGCAGGAUGACAAACCGCAUAAAAGGAGCUGCGUGAGACUGGCGAUCAGGAAGAUCAUGUACGCGCCAUCGAAACAGGGCGAGCAGCCCUCGGUAGAAGUGAGCAAAGAGUUUAUGAUGUCCCCGAACAAAUUGCACCUAGAGGCUUCCCUCGACAAGGAGCUCUAUCAUCACGGCGAGAACAUAGCUGUGAACGUGCACAUAGCGAACAAUAGCAACCGGACUGUGAAAAAGAUAAAAGUGUCGGUUAGGCAGUUCGCGGAUAUCUGCCUGUUCUCCACGGCGCAAUAUAAGUGCACCGUCGCCGAGGCCGAGAGCGAUAUAGGGGUAGCGCCAGGAUUCACUCUGAGCAAGGUGUUUUCUCUAAAGCCAACGCUUGCCGAGAACAAAGACAAGCGAGGCCUAGCUCUAGACGGUCAGCUUAAACAUGAGGACACCAAUCUCGCGUCUAGUACAAUAGAGGGAUGCCCAGUGGGCCCGGGUUUCACGCUCAGCAAGGUGUUCACUUUAACACCCCUCCUGGCCAACAACAAAGAUAAAUGGGGGCUCGCCCUCGACGGUCAGCUCAAACACGAGGACACCAAUUUGGCGUCCAGCACCCUCGUGGUUGACCCGUCGCAACGUGAAAACCUUGGCAUAAUCGUCCAAUACAAAGUCAAAGUCAAACUUUGUCUUGGUGCUCUUGGAGGGGAGUUAGUCGCGGAACUGCCCUUUAUUUUGAUGCAUCCCAAACCGGAAGAGGAGGAACCAAUGCCGUCCACAGCUCGACCAAGCCCUACGCACAAAACUGACAGCGGGGAGGUUCCGCUCGACACAAAUCUGAUACAAUUGGAUACGGAGGCGGAUGGCGACGACGAUAUAAUCUUCGAGGACUUUGCUCGUCUGAGGCUGAAAGGCGAAAUGGAAGCUUGACCUUGUUCCGCCGAUUCCUCAUCGAUACGUAUCGAUGCGUUCGAUCGUGUGACUCUUACGCCGCCGUGUCGCACACAAGACGGAAACUGCACAAUGUCGCCAAUGAUGCCAAUAACAGCGAUGCCGCAACAACAGACUUAAACGACGUUAUCGUUCAAAUUUGUUACUGCGGUAUCGCUGCUAUCCUCAAGUACAAAAUGUCCCCCACACGACGGUGUACGCGGGACAUUUUAAGAUUUAUCGCGUAAGAAAGUUGGGCAAAACGAGAAGAAAAACUUUCGAAAGGGACUCACGUGGGAAAAAAAAGAAGAUGCUGCAAAAGAAAGGAAUUCCGAGCUGCUCGCUUUUUGCGGGCAUUUUCCAGACAGGCUAAACGAAUACCCGAACCGGAAAUGGCGUCGAGAAAAUUCUUCAACAAUCAUUCGUCAUUUUCACUGAUUAUCGAAGAUAAUCGCAGGAAAUUGAAGUUUCUCUAGUGUUUCUUUUUUUUUUAAGAUAUCGUUGUUUGUAUAUUUAUUAAAAUAAUUGAGCCACAAUUCAUUCAGCCGUUGUUAUUUGUGGCGCGUGUUCGUUGUUAGAUCGUGGUGGUCUUGAUUUGUGGGAUAAGUAUGCGGCGGUUUUGUGCGAUUGACAUUUAUUACAAGUUUAACACCGUCGCCAUUUUACGCUUUGUCUCUGAAGACUGAUUUUAGAAAGAAAAAACAUCCAAAAAUCUAGAUGUAUUUAUUGUGAAACUUUCAACAAUGAAAGAAAGCUACUGCAAAAUAAUACGUAAUAUAUGUGUAAAAUGAGAUUCGAUAUUUUUCUCUAAAAAGAUGCAAAUCGCAAUUAAUUCAAUUACAGUUAAUUUAUUAAUUAUAUAUUACUUCAUUUAAUAAAUAUGAUAGGUAUCACUUAAUUCACAAUUAAUUAGCAAUAAAUCGUCAGUUAAUUAAAUAUGGGAUUGAUACAAAUUCAAGAACGUGCGAGAGCCUUAAGUUUAUAACCACUUUUAGUGAUUGUGAUUUUUUAAACACGGCCAGUAUAUACUGUCUUUAAGUUAAAAUGCAAGAAGUAAAACUUUGUCAGAGUCUCGCAUCGAUUUUAUCUUAUCUAUGCAAACAAUAAAUACAUACGAUUAGUGCGCGUUGCGAAUAUUGUUUGCGCAAACAACAAAACAACCGUAAACGCCCAUCGAAUUAGUUCCAGUAAAAAAUUAGUUUACAGUAAAUUACAGUUGAUGCAGAUAAAAUUAAUUGGUCGCAAAAGAAGAUAAAAAAAGUUAUUUUAUAUUUUUGUAGAAAACUGCGAUACACAAACUUGAUUCUCACGACAACGAGAAUAGGAAAUUAUUAUUCCGCGAAUCUGUAAGAAAUCGAUGCUCUAAGGAGUCUACUUAGAAGUGUUUAAUGUAACAAUUUGAUCAAACAUUCGCGACAAAACGCGCGGAAAAGAGAAGGAAAGAUGACGUUUCAAACCGCAGAUGUCAAUUCAUAGAUGUAUUUAUGGAUAAUUUGUAGUACUUGGUAACAUUGUAAGAUUUAUAACACUAAAAUCCGUUGCAUGUUCUCCUUUCCCUUUCCUCCCGCUCCCAUUUCUAAAAUCAUUCAAUUGAUUAAAUUAAGUCGGCGCGAGCAUCGUUUAUACAUAAUCGUAAGUAUCGAUUACGAUUGGUACGCGUACUUCAAGACUACUCGAGAAUUUAAUUUUCGCGCAAUGAAAUGUCGCGUAAUCUCAGCUCGCCCGUAUUAUAAAAUCGUAUUAUAAAAGUCGUUUAGCAGAGAGUUUGAUAUCCUAAUUAAAUGAUUGCCUAAUUAAAUCUCGAACGCGAAGACUUUUGCUACAAAACGACGAAAAUCAUCGGAUAAACUCCGCCAUUCGAAAUAACAAUGUCACAGCAAAUCACUUACGAUGACUCGUAUGUAAGAAUUCUCGAAACAAAAUAUUUUUUUCCUAAGUUUUAAAAUAUACGAUAUAUAUAUGAUUCUGUCUAUCAUCUCAAACAGCUUUCAUUAUUUUUUCUAUUGAUCAAAAUUUAUAAAUAAUUAAAAAAUAGAGGAGUUGCAUCUUCUCCAAAGUGUAAACCCAAAUCAUUAUUAAAUAUCUCAGAAUUUAAUGACGAUUUUCAUUAAAAACGACGAGAAACCUGCUGUCAACUAUUAAUUCCAAUUUAAAAAAAAAAAAAGUCAUGUCAACGAUAAACGCGAUUCACGUUGGUAACGAAGAUUAAUUCACGGUGACAUUAAUUAGAAUGACGCGAAUUAUAAAACUAUGGAGGAACAGCAUAUUAUAUAUGUAUAUGUAUGUAUAUAUACGGAAAGCAAGAGAAGCAAGAUAAUAUUUUUUAUCACUUUAGCAUUUACAAACUGUGUAUUUAGAUGAGAUAGCUAAACGUGUGGUCCGCGUCUCUUCGUCGCGCGUUUAAGAUUAAACGCAUGACGAAAAUGCAGCCGUAUUUUCUCAUACCAAAGCCGAUAUUUCUGUUUCUUUUCCGAAAAAAAGUAUUCCUCAUAAAAAGCAUCAAUAGCCAAUCAAGAAAGUAUAAUAAAUUACACAAUUAAUUUUCCAAUUAAGUACAUUUCCUUUUAUCAAAUUUAUUUAUUAUUAAUAUAGAACAAAUUAUUGAUUUUAUAAAUGUAUAAGUUCAACAUAUAUGCAGAAGAGUUAUCAAGACAGAAAUUAUUUCAUCUUUGAAAAAAUUUAUUUUGUAUUGAAACAAUGAAUAAUAUAUAUAUUUUUUAAAUCGAUAUUUUUCAUGGAUUCAAAUUAAAUAUUAUUAAUAUUAUCCUAUCCGUUCAUUUAAUUACUCUAUUAUUAAAUAUCCUAUUAGCGGAUUUCUCAGAAAGAAUCCAUUCAUUCUUUUACCUCGUUUUCGAAUAAAAAAAAGAACGUGCAUGUUCAACGAAAGCUAGAUAUUUAAUUAAGGUACGAACCUUUGCAAUUGUGCGGCAAAUGUCGAAUGCCGACACUUCGAUUAUUAUCGCUUUAAGCGACGUGUAUGAGUGUGUAUAUGUGCAGGCUUGUAUAAUGAGAGUAUAUUUUAUAUUCGCCCGCGGACGCGCGCAUAUUUUUUAUAUGACCGCAAACGGUAGGUUGUUAACAUUUUUAUUGUCAUCCGGUUAGAAGGGAGGAUCACAGAAGAAGAGAAUUAUACCGCACAAAAAAACCAAGGGAGAGAGAACGAGAGAUAAUUAAAGUCAAUAUAAAGGAUACCGUCUCUGUAAUUCUAAUAUUCGAGAUUGUUUCCUUGCGAUAUGAAAAAGACCGCGUUAUAUACAGGGGGCCGCAAAAAGACGACGCAAAUUUUAUCGAUUUAUUUCAAGAUUAUCGAAUUAAAUCUUCUUUCUCUUCUACUUCAAAAAUUUAAUUAUAAUCAUUAUACGCUCUAUUAUACGUAUAAAUUACUACUGAUACUAAAUACUCCAAUAUUAAUAUUUUGCCAAGAAGAAUCCUAAUGAUUCAAACUUUUUAAAGAUGGAAUACUGAUGCGACAUUUUUGGGGGAUACUCUGUAUUUAACAAAUAAUAGUAUCACUGCGAUAAGAGAAGUAAACGAUUACGCUUCUUCGAUACAACAUAUUUUUUGCACCGGAAAGUUUACAUUUCCUCUCGUUUGUAUCUCGUUUAACUGAAAUCUGUGGAAAUAGAUAGCCAUGGUGUGAUUAAACAUAAACAGCGAAACGUGUACGUGCUCUUAUCAGAAUGACUGUAUCAUUCGACAUAGAAUGGAAAUAGCUUAUUGCAUCGCGCAUAAUAAUAAAUGGUAUAAAGACAAAAAGGAGAAAAAAAAAUGAACUAAAGAAAAUGAAGAAGGAAAAGGAUAUUAUGCGCGCUUCUCUCGAGAGUGUUACUGUAAUUAAUGUAAUCGAGUCGAUGUACAAGUGUAUUGUGGGGUUCACAUUACAGCCGUAAUUUACAAAUGUAAAUCGUAAGAAAGAUGACAGAGCCAUUAUAUUGCUACAACUUGUACAUUGCACUAUAGAAACGAUUUAUAUAUUGGAGCCGCGCGUUGUUAGUUAGCAAGAAAAUCGUGUGUCGUUCAUGAUCGUUCGCUGUUCACUCGUGAAUAAUUCGUUUUGUAUGUAAAAAAGAUUACAAGAAAGUUUUACUCAGAGAAAAGAGAGAGAGAAUGCGAAAGAGUGCGUGUAUGUGAAAUAAAUGACAUAAAGCAUAAAUAAUGCAUAAUAUAUUGUAUAUGUAAAAAAAUCGUGUGUAUUCUCGUAUUAUAACUAGCUGUAAUAAUUUAAUAAAUCCUGUAUAUCGAAAAAAAA
Molecule: messenger RNA, 6249 nt
Organism: Formica exsecta
Lineage: Eukaryota; Metazoa; Arthropoda; Insecta; Hymenoptera; Formicidae
Gene: krz
Product: beta-arrestin-1
Exons: 9
Coding region: 495-2000 (501 amino acids)
Biological process (GO): signal transduction; G protein-coupled receptor internalization
Cellular component (GO): cytoplasm
Molecular function (GO): G protein-coupled receptor binding
Source: RefSeq, a predicted model, not a curated record